UCAUUUGGAGCUGAUCCAACAGGCAGGAUCAGGGAGACAGAGCACUGAGAGCACAGCAGCCAAGGUGCAGGUGCCUGAGCUCAGUCAGGUCUCUCUAGGUCGUCCUCAGACGAGCCCUCCAUCGUUGCUUCCAGUCAUCCCGGUUCUCCAUACAUCUGGCCAGUUCAUUGGUACUUUGUGCUCCUGCGUCGUUCUUGAGUACGUCCACGUAUGUUUGUGCGGGACGUCCUCGUGCCCGAUGCCCGCGUGCUGGUUCCCACAGCACCAAUCUGCAGGCUGGCAGCUCUUGAUGCCUUUGGCAAUGUCCUGCUAGUCUCAUUCUCCUGGCUGCAAUAUUCUCGCUCACCCUUGGUAUUCCCUCGUACAGGAUGUUGUUAAAUGUACACUCUUGCUGAUGUUAAAUACUGCUCGCAACAUUCUGGUGUAGCAUCCGUCUAGAGACUUUUGCAGGGUUGGCUUCAGGGUCCAGCAUUCACUGCCAUAGAGGAGAACAGACUCUACCGUUGAAGAAGCUGAGUUUGAUUUGACGGGGAGAUUGGAGCUCCAUACACUGGUCAUGCCGUUCAGGGCCCUCCAUGCAAGUGCCUUCCUCACCUUAAGAUCUUGCUCGGUUGAGUUGACCCAUGAGCCCAGGUACUUGAAGUCCUUGACUUCUUUAAGCACAGUGCCUUCUGUUGUUGUCAGAGGUGGAUGUUCCGGUAAGAUGUUAUAGGUGAUAACCUCAGUGUUCUUGGCGUUUAGCCUCAGGCCAACCUUGGCACACUCUGACUCCACUCUGUUCAGGAGUUCCUGUGCUUGCUCCACGCUGUCGGAGAGCAGGCUGAUGUCGUCCGCAUAGUCCAGGUCUGUCAGGACUACUGUGGGGUGUCGUCUCGACCUCCUUGGUGUUAGAGUGAAGCCAAGAUCCUGCUCUCGACCACUGAUGGCCUUCCUGAGCGCAUAAUCCAGGACCAUGAUGAAGAGGAAGGGGGCCAGGGUGUCCCCUUGCAUUACCCCAGCCAGGAUGUCAAACUCCUCGCUGUUGCCGUCUGGGGUCACCACCCUGGCCCUUGUUCCUCAGGUACGGCCCUGUGUUCUCGCUGCUCCUCGGCCCUCACCUCUCGGUGGUCUUGAACCGGCACCAGGAGGCCAGAGAGGUCCUGCUGCAGCGCGGGAGGGAGUUCGCUGGGAGACCCUUCAUGGUGACCACGGACCUGUUGACUCGGGGGGGGAAAGACAUCGCCUUCUCAGACUUCUCUCCUCUCUGGAAGAUGCACCGCCGCCUCGUCCACGACUCCUUCACUCUGUUCGGGGAGGGCAGCGGACGCCUGCAGGACAUCGUCCGGUCCUCGGUGGACGACCUGUGUUUGGAGCUGUUGUCAGGAGGGGGGCGGGGCUUCGACCCGUCGCCCGCGAUAACGAGAGCUGUCACUAACGUGGUGUGCACGCUGGUGUUCAGCUCAACGUAUUGUCACGGCGACGCCGAGCUGCAGGAAGUGAUGCGGUACAACGACGGCAUCGUGGAGACCAUCGCCGGGGGGGGGCUGCUCGACAUCUACCCCUGGAUCAAGGUGUUUCCCAACAGGUGUCUCAGGAAACUGAAGGACUGCAUCGCCGUCAGAGACCGGCUGCUGUCCCGCAAACUGGAAGAGCACAAGGCGUCCCUGAGUGACGGCCCCCCCCGGGACCUUCUGGAUGCCUUGCUGCAGGGUCAGGGGUCGGGGCAUCAGGAGGGGGAGGGGCAUAAUGAGGGGGGGGGCAUCACAGACGAUCACGUCCUGAUGACGGCAGCCGAGGCGUUUGGGGCCGGCGUGGAAACCACAUCCACCACGCUGCUGUGGAUCCUGGCCUUCAUACUGCACCACCCCCAGGUGCAGCGCAGGGUACAAGCGGAGCUGGACGAACAGCUGGGCGAGCGUCCGGUGUGUGUGUCGGACCGAGUCCGGCUGCCGUACCUGGAGUGUGUGAUCAACGAGGGCAUGAGGAUCAGACCGGUCAGUCCAGUGCUGAUCCCGCACACCGCCAUGACGGACAGCAGUAUUGGAGGUCACCCGGUCCGUCGUGGGACUCGAGUUUUGGUGAACAUGUGGGCGAUUCACCACGACCCCGAACACUGGGACACACCGGACCUCUUUAACCCAGACCGUUUCCUUGACGACCGGGGCCACCGGGUGACGCCCCCUUGCUUCAUGCCGUUUGGGGCGGGUCCUCGAGUCUGCGUUGGCGAAUCACUGGCCAGGCUGGAGCUGUUCCUCUUCCUGUCUUCUCUGCUCCAGCGAAUGAGCUUCAAGCUGCCGGACGGGGCUUCCCCGCCCAACCUGCAGGGGCGACUGGGCGUCGUCCUUCAGCCGCUGCCUUAUAAGGUCGUGGUCACUCCCAGGGAGGGGUGGGAGGGUGGGGCUUAG
Messenger RNA from Gymnodraco acuticeps, 2384 nucleotides. Its product is annotated as steroid 17-alpha-hydroxylase/17,20 lyase. Gene Ontology annotation, molecular function: steroid 17-alpha-monooxygenase activity; heme binding; iron ion binding. Gene Ontology annotation, biological process: hormone biosynthetic process; progesterone metabolic process. The transcript is spliced from 9 exons. The coding region runs from base 1179 to 2384 and encodes 401 amino acids. The record is from RefSeq and is a predicted model, not a curated record. Lineage: Eukaryota; Metazoa; Chordata; Actinopteri; Perciformes; Bathydraconidae.